Molecule: messenger RNA, 3356 nt
Organism: Dioscorea cayenensis subsp. rotundata (Guinea yam)
Lineage: Eukaryota; Viridiplantae; Streptophyta; Magnoliopsida; Dioscoreales; Dioscoreaceae
Product: receptor-like protein 6
Exons: 2
Coding region: 1182-3356 (724 amino acids)
Cellular component (GO): plasma membrane
Molecular function (GO): protein binding
Source: RefSeq, a predicted model, not a curated record
UAUCAAUAAUGGAAUUAUAAGGGGAAAUUUCACCACAAAUGCAUACAGUUGAACUAAACCGGUUGAUUGGCCUCCGAUUCCAGUUCUAGUUAUCCAAUGGCAGCUCUUUCCAUCUAUCGUCUGGCUCUCCUCUAUUGAGAACCCCGAUUCACGAGCAGGACUCUAUCAAGCCAAAAAGAGGUUGAUCCACUUCAUUCGCUUGGCGAAUGAUCUUCGCUUCGCGGGAACAACAAAAACCACCAUCUCGCUCUUUCCUUUCUUCGGUGCUACCUUUUAUUCAGUCUUUGAGACCCGGAGAAGUAGGGGGCGGCUCAGAGGUAGCGAGACUGACCGCAAUUGCAGGAAUCGGUUCUACUCUCUUUCAUUUUUUUGUUGGAAAGUACUUGCCGUUUUAUUUUUUUAUUUUUAUUUUUUUUUGAUUUUUUUUUUAAAAAUGUGGAUAAACCACAUAUAUUAAUAAAAAAAGAACCACAAGAUACAACGAACCUUCCACUAGCAGUGAAAACAAAACAAAACAAAGCUAACAAAGGAGGAAUAACGGGUCUCCUCCUGACCCACAUAGUACAGAAAAGCUACUCCUUGCCGUUUUAUUUCUAUAAAUUAGUAGUUUAUUUAUUUUUAUAUAAUAAUAAUAAUAACUUCAUCAUUUUACUUAUUUUAAAUUCAUUGCUUUCAACCUGGCAUCUACAAAGACAAUAAGUGUUGUCCAUAAAAUAGUUAUGAAAAUUGUCCUAUAGUUUUUUCUUUCUGUCUUUGUUUUUAUCUUUUUUGAGCUUCAUGUUUUUUCCAAAAAAAAUAAAAAGUUAUGAAAAGACAAACGAAUACGAUGGUGCAUACAUUACAGUAGUUUAUCUAUGUCUAGAGAUUUAUUAACUCUGCUUAAAGUUAAAUAGGUGAUCAAAAUCAUAUUAUCAUAUAUAUAUAUAUAUAUAUACACACACGGCAAGAGAAUUUUCAAUAACUUAAUCAAAUUUAUAAAUUCCCUGUGCUAUUAUGGUUCAAUUAUGGAGUGGAGAGAAACCAUAUCCUCCAUGCACGGUACUCCACUAGGUAGUGAUUGUUGUGACCAAAUUUUUUUUAAAAAAAAAUUAAAUAUAUACACAUGGACAAAGACUACCAUUCUCUUGACGUGAGUUGCUGCAUUGUUUGCUGGUAAGCCUAUAUAUACAUACAUAUAGUUAAUGAUCAGUCUAACAGUCUCACAACUCAACUUAUUCAUCUCAUCUCUCUGUGUUACAGCAACCACCACCAUGAUAAGUUCAGAUCACCGGAGUGACUCCUCCACUUCCUCCUUCCUCUUUUCCAUCCCAUCAUGCUUCUUCUUCUUCUUCUUCAUUAUACUAGUGCUAUUAUCCUUAUCAAGCCCCUCCUCAUCAGCUAAUGCACUCAGCUCCCAUUCACAACAAUGCCUGGACCUUCUCAACCUCAAGAAAGGUUUCAUCAUGCUCAACGAAAGCUACGCCAACUACUUUUCUAUAACAAGUUCAAUCCCGCACUGGCGCGCUGGUACAGACUGUUGCCGAUGGGAGGGAGUCAGCUGUGACGAAGCAUCCGGUCUUGUUGUCUCUCUCGACCUCAGCGACAGGUUAAUUGGAGGUGACAUUAUUCCAUCUCUUUUCAACCUCACCUCCCUCCAAAGACUCAAUCUCGCAUUCAAUAUUUUUCAACCAGAGCGCUGUCCUGCAUUCGGAUUUGGAAAAAAACUGGCUAAUCUCACACAUCUCAACGUUUCUAUUCCGGACUGCUGUGGUGCCAAGCUAUCUCUGACUCUGUUCCCCGGACUUCAACUUCUCAGCUUACAAGAAUCUUCACUCUCGGGACCGAUUGACAGCUCACUGUCCAAGCUUCAGAACUUAUCAAUACUUCGUCUUGAUUUUAACAAUCUUUCGUCCCAUGUGCCGGACUUCUUUGCAAACUUUUCUUCUUUGACUGUGCUUAGUCUCAGUGGCUGUGGGCUCAAAGGUUUGUUUCCAACUAGCAUGUUUGAACUCUUGAACUUGAAGACACUUUAUCUUUCAUAUAAUGAGAUGCUAGAAGGGGUUUUCCCAGAAUUCCCAUUAAAUAGCUCUUUGGAGAUAUUGAUUAUUUCUAGUACGAAUUUCUCUGGGAGUCUGCCAAAUUCUUUGGGAAACUUGGAAUCCUUGAUAUCCUUGGAUCUUCGUCAUUGUAAUUUCUCAGGGUCAAUACCUUGGUCAAUUGGGAAUCUCAGUGAAUUGGUUUAUUUAGACCUCUCCUAUAAUCAUCUCUCCGGGCACUUACCACCGAUGCUUGCUGGUUCAAAAAUUUCAACCAUUGAUCUUUCUUCUAAUUACUUUAUUGGGCAGAUCCCAAGCACUCUCGGUCAUGCACAUCACCUUAUAUCACUUCAUCUUGAAGACAACUUAUUGACUGGAUCUAUCCCCAUGUCUUUGUUCACACUCAAAAAAUUAGAGAAGUUGUCUCUAGUUGACAACAAGCUCUCUGGUCAACUGCAAGAAUUCACAAAUGCAUCUUCAACAUUGCAAUAUGUUGGUCUGUGGGGCAAUAAUCUCCAUGGGAAGCUCCCAAAAUCACUUGUUAAUCUCUUUGCUCUCAUCUCACUUGAUUUAAGUUCAAACAACUUUGAUGGUUCGGUGAUGGGUUUAGAGUUGUUUGGCCACCUUCAAAAUCUCACAUACUUGGAUCUUUCAGGCAUUGAUUUGUCAAUCUCUCACCGAAUUGUUGGUUCUUCUCUUCUAUUUCCAUCUCUCCAUACUUUGAAAUUGCAAUCUUGCAAUCUGAUGGCUAUCCCAUCUUUCUUGAAGCAUAAGAAGAAUAUGGGGCUCCUAGACCUUUCAAACAAUAGAAUUAAUGGGGUUAUACCCAAGUGGAUUUGGGGUAUUGGGCGCUCUUUGAAUUUAUCUUACAACUUAUUUAAUGAUAUUGAGAGGCCUCUUCCUGAUCCUAAAACUAUGAUGAGCAUCAACAGCCUUGAUCUACAUUCUAAUAUGCUUCAAGGACAAAUUCCCCUUCUCCACGCACAAUUUUUGGAUUAUUCAAAUAACUAUUUCACUGGUUCCAUCCCACUUAAUAUAUCUGCAUACCUACUUGGCACUUCUGCUUUUUUUUUGGCCAACAACAAUCUCACCGGAGAAAUCCCCGCAUCAAUUUGUGAUACAUAUCUUCAAAUCCUUGAUCUUUCAAAGAAUAACUUGAGUGGUUCAAUCCAAGGAUGUCUAUUAGAGAGCCUUUCUAAUUUGCAAGCACUUAACCUUAGAGAGAAUCAAUUUCAAGGAAUCCUCCCUCAAAACAUCAACUCAAGUUGCUCACUGGUAACAAUCGAUUUUUACGGAAACAAGUCUCGAAGGAGAAAUACCAAAAUCAUUAUCAAAAUGUGA